UUGCCGCGGCUCUUUCACCGUCGCCGCCGCCGCGUUCCACUAGCGUUCCAGAAGUCUCUGGUCGUAGUGCGUUUGUGCGGCACAAGUUUUGUUCCGUGAUUCUCGCGCUCGUCGAUCCGCUGAUCUUGCAUUGUUGCUGCUGCUGCUGCUGCUGCUGCUGCUGCUGCGUUUCCAAAAAACAGCGCUACCCGAUGUCGUGUCGCUGAACGCGCGUGUACGUGAACCGGGUUGAUUUGUGUCAAGAAAAACUCGGCGUGGACAAAAGAACGGUGUAAAAAAUGAUGACAAGCCGAGACGAACCGGGGAUCGGAGAUUUCGUCCUGCUGGACGAGAUCACGAUCGAGAAGUUUAUGGAAAACCUGACGCUGAGAUUUAAUUCUGGUUAUAUUUAUACUUAUAUCGGUGAAGUCUGUAUAUCUGUAAACCCAUAUCGCUCAUUAAACAUCUAUGGUCAAGACUAUGUAAACCAAUAUAAAGGACGCGAACUGUUUGAAAACCCAGCACAUAUAUUUGCAAUUGCUGAUUCUGCACAUCGUAGCAUGAAAAUGAAUCGACAAGAUUCUUGUAUUGUUAUUAGUGGUGAAUCUGGCAGUGGUAAAACUGAAGCAUCUAAGAUUAUAAUGAAAUAUAUUGCUGCUGUCACUAAUUUAACAGGCCAAAAAGAAGUAGAACGAGUAAAAAAUAUAUUGAUUCAGUCAAACAUUAUCUUGGAAACGUUUGGAAAUGCUAAAACCAAUAGGAAUGAUAAUUCCUCCAGAUUUGGGAAAUAUAUGGACAUAAAUUUCAAUUUUAAAGGAGAUCCAAUUGGUGGCCGAGUGAUAAAUUAUUUGUUGGAAAAAUCUCGUGUAAUUCAACAACAGAUCGGUGAAAGAAAUUUUCAUAGUUUUUAUCAGGCAUUAGGAAAUACAACACAUAAAGAAACAAGCAAUUUAGGAUUAAAUCCUGAUCCUCAACAUUAUUUUUAUACAAGGCAAGGGAAAUCAUCAAUUACGUCAGCUGAUAAAUCUGAUUUUCAAGCUACAUUAAGUGCUUGUAAAACACUUGGAUUUUCAGCAUUUGAUAUAAAAACUAUUUGGAAAAUUGUUGCUGCUAUUUUACAAUUAGGAAAUGUAACAUUCUCAACUAAUGAUGAUGAUACAAUAACAGUAACUAAUUCUCAUAAUAAUCCUAUUGAACAAGUAUCUAAACUAUUAGAGGUUGAUACUCAAGACCUUCUCACAGCUCUUAGUAAACGUAUAAUUGCAGCAAAUGGAGAAGUUUUACAGAAAGCUCAUACAUUGUCCCAAGCAGAAAAUGGAAGAGAUGCAUUAGCAAAAGCAAUUUAUGAUCGAUUAUUCACUUGGAUAGUAUCAAAAGUUAAUGAAGCUUUAAUACCUUAUAUUGAGAAUAAUAAAUAUAAAGGAGGAACUGUAAUUGGAGUGUUGGAUAUAUAUGGGUUUGAAGUAUUUGAACAUAAUAGUUUUGAACAGUUUUGCAUUAAUUAUUGCAAUGAAAAACUUCAACAAGUGUUUAUAGAUUUGGUAUUACGCCAAGAGCAAGAAGAGUACCAAAAAGAAGGCAUAGCUUGGCAAGAAGUGAAGUAUUUUAAUAACCAAGUAAUAUGUGACCUUGUGGAAAAACCACAUCUGGGCAUAAUUGCUAUUUUAGAUGAAGCAUGUUUAAAUGUUGGAAAAAUAAAUGAUGAAAUGUUACUAGAAGCUAUGGACUUAAAACUUUCACAACAUAAACAUUAUUCUAGCCGACAAGUGAAUACAUUAGAUAAAGAUCUGAAACAUAAAAUCCAGUUUAAAAUUCGACAUUAUGCUGGUGAUGUAGUAUAUAACAUUUAUGGCUUUUUGGAAAAAAAUAAAGAUACCCUUUUUCAAGAUUUUAAAAGACUGCUUUACUCAUCAAACAAUUCAAUUAUUAAGGAUAUGUGGCCUGAAGGAGCUUUGGAUAUAAAAUCUACAACUAAACGGCCUGUUACUGCUGGAAAUGCAUUUAAAACAUCAAUGAUAGCCUUGGUCAAAACAUUGAAUAGUAAAAUGCCAUAUUAUGUUAGAUGUAUAAAACCAAAUGAAAAUAAGGCUCCUGUUGGGUUGGAUUAUAAAAGAGUCGUUCAUCAAGUAUCUUAUUUGGGUUUAUUAGAAAAUGUCAGAGUGCGAAGAGCUGGAUUUGCUCACAGACAGUCUUACAGUAGAUUCCUUAAAAGGUACAAAAUGAUAAGUGGUUUUACUUGGCCAAAUUAUCAAUGUAGUGAUAAAGAAGCCACUAGAGCCUUGAUAGAUGAAAAUCAAUUUUCAAAUGAUGUUAAAUAUGGAAAAACGAAACUAUUUAUUAGGUCACCUCAAACAUUGUUUACAUUAGAAAAGAUGCGAGCAGAAUUAAUUCCAGCUAUUGUUAUAUUAUUGCAAAAACAAUGGCGUGGUGCUAUUUGUCGAGCUAAGUUCAGAAAAAUGAAAGCUGCUUAUUUUAUUAUAAAAUUUUACAGACGUUAUAAAAUUCGAAUUUACAUCCAAUCUGUUUUAGAAGCACAUAGAACUUGUGAAAUGAAUUUGCAUCAUAAAAAGUCAAUAAUUUGGCCACAACCAAACUUUGCUGUUCGUCAAUUAGAACCUUCAUUGAAGUCUAUUUACAAACGAUGGAAAGCAUUUAAACUUUUAAGUCCCUACCUUAGAAGUGAAUGGCCACAAUUGCGGUGUAAGGUGCAUGCUGCCUCAUUGUUACGGGGGAAACGACCUAGUUGGGGUGGAGAACGUAUGUGGAGAGGCGAUUAUCUUUCAUCUCCAACAGAAAACGUUGAAAGUGCUAAUUUUAUGGUUGCAUUAAAUAAUUUGAAGAACUCUGAUCGGUUUAAUCAGGUGCUGUUUUCAAGUUUUAUUCAUAAAACAAAUCGUUUUAAUAAGUGUGCAGAUCGUGCAAUAUUAAUUACUGAUUGGGCCAUAUAUAAAUUAGACAUUACAAAGUUUAAACCAAUGAAAAAAGGAAUGCCCAUUCAAGAAGUUACUGGAAUGAGUGUGAGUCCAGGACAAGAUCAGUUGGUUGUAAUUCAUUCUAACCGAGGUAAUGAUCUUGUGGUUACUUUAAAAUCAACAGCUGAUUCAAGUGAAGACAGAAUCGGUGAACUUAUUGGAGUUAUUAGCACUAGAUAUUUCCAAUUAAGAAAUUCAGAGUUACCAGUAAAUGUAUCCAACAAAUUCAAUUGUAUGUUAGGCAAAAAAUCUCGAUUACUACGUGUUGAAGUCAACCCUCAAACAUCAAGUGCAAGUUUUCGAAAAGAUGGGAAUGAUGGUAUUGUAUAUAUUAUACCAUCAAAUGUUGUCCAUCCAUUCAUCAAGGCUUAGAUAAUUUUAACAAUUUUACUGUCCUCAAACUAAUUUUUUUCAUAUUGUAAAAGAAUCCUUGAGUACAAAAUCAAAACUUAAGUAAAUGCCCUCACUAAAAUUAUUUUAUUGAUAAUCUAUUAGUAUAACAAUAUUGAUAACUUCCUGUUAAAUUUUAAUAUGGGCUGA
Molecule: messenger RNA, 3491 nt
Organism: Sipha flava (yellow sugarcane aphid)
Lineage: Eukaryota; Metazoa; Arthropoda; Insecta; Hemiptera; Aphididae
Gene: Myo31DF
Product: myosin-IA
Exons: 17
Coding region: 279-3323 (1014 amino acids)
Biological process (GO): actin filament organization; vesicle transport along actin filament
Cellular component (GO): actin cytoskeleton; myosin complex; plasma membrane
Molecular function (GO): ATP binding; actin filament binding; microfilament motor activity
Source: RefSeq, a predicted model, not a curated record